Eleginops maclovinus (Patagonian blennie) is the source of this 2465-nucleotide messenger RNA. Its product is annotated as butyrophilin subfamily 1 member A1-like. Lineage: Eukaryota; Metazoa; Chordata; Actinopteri; Perciformes; Eleginopidae. The transcript is spliced from 9 exons. The record is from RefSeq and is a predicted model, not a curated record. Gene Ontology annotation, biological process: cellular response to lipopolysaccharide; cell surface receptor signaling pathway; positive regulation of T cell proliferation. Bases 395 to 1381 code for a protein of 328 amino acids. Gene Ontology annotation, cellular component: external side of plasma membrane.
CUCCACCCAUCAGAAACUCAGAGAGGAAGAAACGGGAAAUAAUCUGCGACAGAGUUUACUUUCUAUUUCUCUGACAUUAAACUUCAAAUAUAGUUAUUCCCUGUAAGCUAGGGUGACCAGACGUCCUCUUUUGCCCGGACAUGUCCUCUUUUUAUGUCCUGUCCGGAGCGUCCGGGGGGGUUUUAUAAAUUCAUGAAAACGUCCGGUUUUCACAGUUUUUCAUGGGACCAUUAAGCGUGUACUUAAAUUGAAUGGCGCUUUGCACAGAAGUCUACUGUACUUAGACUUCCCCCCCAACAAACGCAAGUGUCCUCUUUUUCGCCACCUCAAAUCUGGUCACCCUAUGUAAGCUAAAUGUGAUCUCUGUAAAAUAGUGUUGUUCCUGCGGUGAAACAUGUUUGGUUUCAGACUACAGUUUCUCUUUCUGCUGACUUUCUCUGGAGAAACUCUGGGACAGGAACCCGAUGCUGUCAGAGUGGUGGUUCCAGAAGGUGGUGGUGAUGCUGUAUUACCAGUCUCCAUCGGCAGGAACGCUGAAAGACUUUUCUUUGACUGGAGGAAAGUCGGUCCUGGAGGAGAAGUCCUGCAGGAGGUUUUCCUGUACGAUGCCGGCCUCCAUUACAACAACGGUUUUCGGGGUCAGAGUGAGCAGUUCAAAGGUCGAGUCUCACAUUUUCCUGGAGAACUGAAGCACGGCAACGCCUCCAUCAUCAUCAGAAAGACGAAGGCGUCCGACGCUGGAAGAUACUCCUGUUAUUUUCCACAUCUGCAGCCUCGUCAGACAUUCUACGUUGAGCUGGAUGUUGAACUCAAACUUAAGGACCGAUCAGGAGAACUCUCAGCUGCAACUCCAAAGCCGUCCGUCACAACUCUAACUGCCACAGCAGACUGGGCGUAUCUGCAGUGUGAGGUUCCUGGUGCUUCUGUGAACACUAAAGUAGAGUGGCAGAGCAGCACUGGAAGCAUCCUCCAUGCUGAGGAGAAACGAGUCCCAGAGGAAGAACACGUCUUCAUCACUCUCUGCGUUAAGGUGACCAGGACCGACCGCUACCAGUGUGUGGUCUCUCAGGAGGACAUCAAGCAUCGGGUCUCUGCUCAGAUCUUUGUGUACAUCAGUGAGAAAGAGAGUGAGGACCCAUCCAGCACAGGGACCAUGGUUGGUGUUGGCAUCGGUUCAUUUGUUUUGGGAGUUUUAACUCUUGCUGCAGUUCUGUGUGUUCUUGAACGUGCAAAGCGCAUUAAAAGACGCCACAGUAAAGGUUCUCCUGUGAAGAGACUUCUGCUCUUCAACAAAGAUUCUGAUCUGGAGGGAGUUAUCUGCUUCAACAAAGGUUCUCCUGUGGGGAAACUUAUCCACUUCAACAAAGGUUCUGAUCUGUAGGGAAAAGAUUGUGAAAACACAGAAACGGCUACAGAACCCUCCCAGCAGCCCCUGAAGCCAUCCAAAAAGUGUUAGCCUAACAUCUGUGUGUGUGUGUGUGUGUGUGUGUGUGUGUGUGUGUGUGUGUGUGUGUGUGUGUGUGUGUGUGUGUGUGUGUGUGUGUGUGUGUGUGUGUGUGUGUGUGUGUUUCCAUCAGGUUGCAGCUUUUGAAACAAACCAAUAAUUAUUUUUACUUCCUUUUAAAAAUAGAGGAUCAUCAGUCUGAAGGAGAGAGAGAGAGAAUUAACCGCCACAGAAUCACUGUGAUGAAUAUUCUUGCUAAUUGUUGAACGUAAAUCUGUCUCAAAAGGACGUUAAUAUCGAGGAGAAGAAUGUCUAAAAUGAAGUGUAAAUAUUAUAAUUGUAUUGUUUAAAGUUCACUGUUUUUAGGAAGACCUUUAUCUCUUUCGAUGAUAAAGCAGAGGAUGAAUCUGGCAGGAAUAAUCCAGAUGCAGUUACUCUUUAUGAGCAGCCUGUUACAGGUUCCUGUGAAACCAGCUCUUUCACUUUUAUAUUUUUCCUUAAUUUGUUGAUUUGUUUGCCAUUCAGGGAACGCCAAUCAGAAGGUGGAGUUUGUUGUUUGAGAAAAUGUCUGAAGUUGAUCUGUUUUAAAUGAACUCCUGGAAAAUGAUAAUUGGUUUGGUCAGUCUGAAUGUGUUAAUUGAAGGAUGUUAUGAAUUAUAUCUUGUGUUACAUAUAUGAUUAUUAUAUCCAUAAGAAGCUUUAGUUUUUGUCUUUCAAUUCUAUUCAUGGUAGAGGAUUAUCAGUCUGAAUGGGCGGAUGAAGCGGAUCUGAGCUAGUUGUGAAGGCAGCAGGAACACUCUGUGUCUUUGAGGGAACUCUAAUAAUUGUUUUGAUCACUUUUUUAUUGAAUUAUGAAUUUAUGAAUGUGUAAAUACACGUAUCCAUUUCUGGGGAUUAUUCAACCGUACAUCAUGUCAUUACACCAAAGUGGACCUGGAGUUUCAUUCUGAACAAUAAUCUCUCCAAACCUCACUGUGAAUUAUUGAGGGGGUUUCUUAUGUAGUCAGAUGGAAAAGCGCUG